GUAAAGGGUGCUUUUCUGUUUCUAGAAUAUCUUGCUUUUGUUUGCAAAAGUAGUUACUCUGAUUUUUUAGAAUAGCUUUGUGAAUUCAUCAAAUAUCUUAAAGGAACUGCAUCAGAGGUAUUGAUGUCUAGUUUUCUGCUUGUGUAGCUCAGCUUUAUAUGCUGCUGUAAAGCUGCACCGUUUUACCUCCCAUUAUUAAUCUUUUAGUACUUCACUACUGGCUGUAUAAAAACAAUUUUUGUUCCUGUUUUCCAGAAACUGUGAUGAUUUGGAGUAAAGGCUGUGUUGGGGGUUUAAUUUUUUUGCUGGUAUGUGAUGUUCUGUCUUUGCAUGAAUUUACUUGUAAGGGGAGGAACAGCACUGUUACUCCUAAUUUCUUUUUAUGAGGCACAAGCAAUCAGUGCCUUCUCAUUGCUGUCUCUUUGGGUUCACUUCUAGGGGCUGCUAACAGUUUAGGCUGAUUUUAAAUUUCUUUUCACAGUGCUCUUCUGGGGCUUUUCCCCACCAUAUUUGUUGUAUGCAAAGCAGAAAGCAGAGACAUUAAUCUGGAACUAGUGGACAGUUUUAAGUGAUAUGUACUUCAUUAGAGCUUGCACUGCUUGCUCUCCCUUUAGGUUAUUCCUGUCCUCUCCUUGCCCCCGGGCACUGUAUAUCCACUGGAUUAAAAAAAAAUAAACCUCGGUGAGGGAAUUCGGAGGUGAAUUGGAGAAUGUAAGUUUGGAGCUGGCCUCAGCUGGCAGAAUGUGGGCAGGAGCUCGUGGGGCUGGCAGAGGUAGAUAAAGAGUUCUGUGGAAGUCAUGUGGGGCUCUGUGGGGAAAGUUAUCUGUUCAUAAGAAUUUGUAAAAAUGCUGCUGUGCCUUCAGUUUUACGGUGCAGUGUUGCUAUGAGUGUUUGCUAACUCUUGGUGUUUCUGGAAGUCCUUUGCGUGCAGGAAGGUAUCAGGGCAAUGAAAUAAUUCAAAAUAAACAUAAGAAUAGCCAGUAGUGCAUGGAAGCUGCCCUGUGGCCUGUGCAAUCGCUGCUGGUCUGUACCAUUACCCUGACGCUGCCAGAGGCUCAGAGUCCUGUGUCAAGUGGUUUUGGGACAGAUUUGAUGUGGAAGACCUGUGCUAGUGUGCAGCUACAGAGUAUCAGAAGCAGUUUAAAUAUCAGGGUAGGUAGGUAAGUGGUUUGGAGAGCAUUGUACAAAAUCUCUAGAAAAUAAAAUAGCUGGUAGCAUUUUUUUAAUGCUUGAGGUUUAUAUGGGAGCUAACCCUCCAGCAAUUCCUUUUUUAUCUUUGGUAAAUACGGUUCUUGAGAGCUGCAUUUUGAUGUUGAUGCAUCCUUUUAUUUUCUAAGAAGCAAAGGUAACAUUUUGAAAUGUGCUGUUAUUUUCACUUAACAAUUGGAUGUUUAUGAGUAUAGCAUGUUCAGAACAGAAGAAUAUGAAGCCUACGUGAUUUAAAAAACUGAUUGCAUUUGUGUCAGUACAAAUAACAGCCAAAAAAUCCUGCUUUUGAGUCCUGCAGAAGGAUGGUUUUCAGUCAGUGGUGUCAUUGCUGUUCAGUCCUCCAGAAGACUGCAGGCUGGUCUGUAGUUUGAAUGUACAAAGCAUUGGUACAGACACAGUUACAGGGGAGAACCAGGUAACCAAAGGCCCGUGUUGCCAGCAGAAACUCAAAAAGCUAAGUACAAUGUUGACCUGGUAGAAGGAAGCACAUAAAAUGUUAUUUGAAAAUUGCACUGGGCACUGAAUGCCCUUCCUGCUUGGCUUCAUGUCUCAAAUUCCUUCUCUGGUUUUGAAGAGUACUUUGGUCCUUUUGCCUGUACUUUUUUCCACUUCACCUACUUUUCAGUAUUCCCAGCUUUUUUACUUUUUUUUUUUUUUUUUUUGUACGGUAUGGCACUAAGUUUUCUACUCUGGGGUUAGUCCUUCUCCCCAGAUCCUCCAUUUUUUCCCCUCCCAACCCCCAAAGAAUUUAAGUGUGUUAACUAUACGUGACAAUGUUAUUUACUCUCUGCUGGUGUUGGGAUAUUUUUUGCAUUUGGGGUUUUUUGUGGUUUGGUUUUGUUGUUUGUUUUUUUUUUUCCAGUUCCCUUUUUGACUUAAAUAGGUGUUGCUGAGGAAGGCGAGGCCUUUGGGAUUUUCACACCACCACACACAUUGUGUAUUGGAGUUUGAAAAUCACACGGGGGGGUCUUGGGGUAUUGGUGUUUCUGACCUUUAGUGCUGAGCAUCUUACUUUGUUUCUGAUACAGGGAAAGAAUUUCUGAAUGUACUGUUUGGUUGUCUGUAUGCCCUGCUAAGGAUGCAGUUCAAGACAUAAGAUGUUUAAGGAGGAUUGUCCAAGUCCUAACCAGGGCUCCUCUAGACAAGGAGGGGUUAGUGCUUGGUGUCCUGAGAGCAGUGACAGACAGUGCAGGUGUGUGUGCUGUCCCUGUGGGCACAGGCAGUGGCAGCCUCAGGAUGGGAGCAGACACAGCAGAGUGUUAGUCCUGGUUCUAAUUAAUGGAGAUGGACAAGACUGAAUCCCCAGAAACAAGUCCAAGCCGGGUAGGAAAUGAAAUUUGAAAUGUAGAAUCCUAAAAUGAUUUCUGUGGAAAUGUUAAAGAUUGUACUCCACUGCCAUGGGCAGGGACACCUUGCACUAUCCCAGGCUGCUCCAAGCCCCAUCCAGCCUGGCCCGGGACACGUCCAGGGAUGGGGCAGCCCCAGCUUGCUGUACAAUUUUACACUAGUGUAGCUUUGCAACAACCUGAAAGGAGGUUACAGCCAGGUGAAGGUCAGCCUUUCCCCAAGCACCAAGUGACAGCAGGAGAGGAAACUGCCUCAGCUGCGCCAGGGGAGGUUUAGGUUGGAUAUUAGGAAACGUUUCUUCACCAAAAGCAUUAUCUAGCAUUGAAACUGCCAGGGAAGUGGUGCACUCACCACCCCUGGAUGUGUAUAAAAGAUGUGCAGAUGUGGCACUCAGGGUAUGGUUUAGUGCAGGGCUUGGCAGCACUGGGUUGAUGGUUAAACUUACUGUUAAGGGUCUUUUCCAGCCUAAAUGAUUCUAUGAUUUUAUUCUGUCCUAUGCCAGGUUUAAGUGAAAUUGAGGAAUUAUGAAUUGAGCCACAAUAGCAGGAGGUGAGGAACACUCAUGUGCUUCUGCUGAAGUUAUUUACUUGUAGUAAUGACUGAGGUGUGUCUGUGUCUGCAGAAGAGCUGUCUUAUUUCUCUUUUCAUGGGAGGAAUCUGUGAUGAAUGCUGACUGGAAAGUGGGCAGUAGUUUCUGAACCCUCUGGAGUGAAGAAGAACACCAUUAGUCUGGCAGAUUGUCAGCAGCAAAUGGUACAUUAAUUUUUGGCACAAAACUUGCUAGCAAAAGAAGAGACUUUCCUUUCUGUUGCUAAUAAUAAAAAUGAGGAGGGACUGAUCAUCUGUGCUCAGUAGCUAAUACUGUUCUGCUCUUUAGUAUCCAUGUGAGACAGAUACAAUGCUUUUGACAAAAGUCCUUUUAUAUUUUAUUAAAAAUAAAAAACCACUUUAUAAUAUACUGAUAACCUGCAUCUGAUUACAUAUCUAACUUUAAAUAAUUUUAUCAGGUUAUAAGCUUCUACAAACAAUUGCAAAUUUUCCCAUGUGUUUAGAGAUUGAGAUAUCACGCUUCAGAUGUGUACUGAGAGUCUUCAUGCUAGGCCAGUUUUACUUCCCCAGCACUUCAGAGGGUCUUUUUUACAUCUCCUACUAGUGGUAGUAAUGUAGGGAGAUAAUAUUUUUUUAAUAGAAAUGUUUAUUUUCACUUAAAUUAGGUGACCUCUAGCUAUGUUGAAAACUUUAGUGAGCUCAGAAUAAUGACCUAACUCUAUUUUUAUCUGAGUAAUAGUAACAGCAGCGAUAUUUUGUUUACUGAAUUGUUGCUUUAACUACUAGGAUACCAUUUUUUUUUAAUCCUCAGUGUCAUUCUGCACAAAUUAGAGUCCGGCUAACAUAAAUGCAUAACAAUUGUUUAUUUGCAUUCUGCAGUCUGUUUUGAUAACUGGGAGCUUCUGUUUCCUCUGGGUGCUGUAAAUAAAUCUGGUGCAUGAAGAGUUGCAGUGAGAGGGAAGAGCAGAAAAGUUCUGCAUAAGAAGGAAAAGCUCUCUGUUUAGUAGAGUUCUUCAAUAAAAGCAGGUUUGGCAAAAAUGUGAGGGUGUAACUUAACAAGUUGGAAAGAAUGUUAAGACCAUAAUAAAGUCUUUUGGUCACAAUUUCUUGUAUGAGUAUGGAGAUCUGCAGCAGCUGAAUGCAGAUAUUGGGUGCUGGCCUAAUUUCUGUCACUGCAAAUGUGCUGGGUUACAACUCACUUUAUAGUAAACCUGCUGGGCACCACAAAAUGACAAAAGUCUUCAUCUGUUUCUACAUUUUGACUAAAGAACUUCUCUCUGUGUAUUAUUUCUCGUACUCCAUUUGGUUUAACUGAAAAGCUUCAUCAUUAAUUUACUUGGAUGGGAAAUACUGUGAGUAAAGCGCUGGCUGGGGAUUUGUAAUAAUUAGAUUCCAUUUCCAAGUGUGUCACGGGCUCUGUGUGAGUUCACAGACAUUGGCUUCUCCUGGUGUGUUUUUAUCUGUGCAUCGAGGGUGAGGCAGUUUUCUGUCUUUGGUGUCUUUGCGUGGUAAACUUGGAUUAAUGUCCUUGAACAAAUACAGUGGAUGUGAUGCUGAGGGACAGGGCUUAGGGAUGGGCCUGGCAGUGCUGGGACAAGUUGGACUCCAUCACCGUAGAGGCCUUUUCCAACCCUAAUGAUUCUAAAUUUCUCUGCUGCUUUUAGGACAAAUGCAAACACGUAAUUGAAAAAUACUUUGUAGCAGCUCUGGUAGUUGAAAUCAAUGACAAAUAGGUUUUAUGUGCUUUAUAAUAGGAUGGGGAAAAGACAAAUGUGUUUUUAAGUGGCCCCAUUACAAAAAGAUCUGUUUAAGUGAUCACAUAUAGUUGUUCCAGCUGAUGCACAGGCUCCCUUUAGUGACUGUCAGUGAAAAUGUUUUUUGUCCAAAGAAAAUCCCCUUUAUCGUGUUUAAAAAAUAAAGGAGAAAUUAUUCUUAAAAAGUAGGUAGAGGCAGAUUGUAGUGCAGCAGCUCUGAAGUAUUUUUAAAGCAUCAAAUCAUAAGAUUAAAAAGUUAGAGUCUUUAGUGUAUUCUUGUUAUGGGAAUAGAAAUUUGAAUGAUUAACCCCUUUCUAUUUAUAGCUGUUUUCUGAGUUAUUUUGGUUCCAGUUAACUUCUAGGUAAAUUUCAUGAGAAGGCAGAGCAAUUCUUGCCUUAGUCUAUCUCUGCAGCUCAUCAUUUUAGUGUCCUCAAGUCACUUUCUUUUUAAUGUGAAUUUCACAAACCACAGCUGAAUUUUCAGAUUUAUCUGUAGUUUGAUAACUUGUCAGCUUUUAUUAUGUGCAGCUACAGAAUUUAUACAGGCCUUCAGCAUUUGGUGGCUCCUUUUGUCUUCCCAUCACUACUUGCCAGUUUUUAAAAUCCUGGUGUAUCACUGCUCAGGAGUGAAAUCCUGGGGUUAUUGCCUCAGGAGAAUGAGAGGUGCAGGCUCUGUGUGCUGUGCUGAUAAAGCUUGAAAGAACCAGACAAUAUAUACCAAUUUCUGUGAAAGUUUUCCACUCUCUUGAUGCCCUAAGUUGCUUCCUCAUUGCUGAUUUAACUGGGACUUGUUGGCCAGGAAAGUAGCACACUACUCUUCAGGUGGUUUUUAGCUCUGUGCAGCAGUAAGGGUUUCUACCUAUGUAAUGACAAUUUUCUUGAAAAAACAGGCAGUGUCUAGACCCCUUAGACAAGAAGGGUUCUUCAAAAUGGCAGUAUUCCUGAAACCUUAGGCUCAAGCACCUACAUUUUGGUGAUUAACAGACCCAGCUUAGCUGAAGAAAGAUUUGUUGGGGUGUGGUGGCAAAUGGAGUGGUUUGUUGUUAAACUUUCUGUCGUGCUGUGAUGAACUUUAUUCUUGCAAUGUACGCAUGAGAAGUAAAAUAGGAUUUUAGAGGGGCUUUGUUUUGUUUCUCACUUAUCUUGGGAGAAAAUUUGAAAGGCGAUUAGGGAAAUAUUUUUGAGCUUUUCUGCUGUCAGGUAUGGUGCUGAGAAAUUUCUAUCUUGGUCAAGCCAUCGUUGUUUGUGUGAAAACUGAAAAUCAGCCUUUGCUUUCACUUGCAAGAGUCACUUUUUUGGUGUCUGAUUUUGUCGUAUUUUAAUAAUUGCUUUCCUAAAUACAGCUGCUGCUGCUGUGGCAGCUCGUUUGUGUGCCCAGGUUUACAUCCCCUGUGUCCUCCUGCAGUUUGGAGGUGAAGCAGCAGCUGGGGUGCAGAAUGCAGUGAAGGUGUCAAAUGAAAGCCUCCAGUGAUCAGCUCUGGGAGAAGAAGGAGCUCAUGUUCAUUUAUCAGGGAGAGGGUGCGUUUUAGAUGCCUGGUGCCAGACAGUGGUGUCACGACUGAGUGACAGCAGGAGGAUAAAUACAUGGAUCAUAAUACCUCUGCUUCAUCCUCCCACACCCUGCAUCUGAGAAUGCCAGAGGAUGUGCCUUUUCCUGGGUCAGGUCACAGCCCCAGCCCUGCUCCGGCUCUGCUCCUGCUCAGAAUGUGGAAGGGAAUUCCACUCUGGAGGGCUCCUGGCACCACAAAAUGCCUCUGCUUCUCUCAGAAAUAAGCCUGUGGAACAGGUAGCUGGGGAAUGGACUGAAACCUUUCGCUAAUGAGGGAAGCCAGAAAAUGCCAGUAGUCUAAAUUGCUGAGCUGAGCCCUGCAGCUGAGGAAGAGAGAAGGAUUUGGGUUAGUCAGUUUGUUCUUACAUCAAGUAUUCUGUAAUGUUAGGUGCUGUGUCCAAAGGCAGAGUAAAAAAUGUGAAUACUAGUCAAAUCUGGCUUUUGGAUCCAAAUUCACAUUUAAACUGUUGGUUUGAGGAUAGGAGGAUUGUCUUUUGUAUUUGUUUUUCUUUUGUGAUGUGUUUUUGGUUUUGCUGGGUUUAGGAUUUUGUUUGUUUGUUUAUUUUUAUUUUGUUUUUAAAACCAAGCACUCCCUUGCUUCUAGCCUGGGAUUAGUUCAGAUUUGGAGUUCUUAAAUUACGUAGUAUUAUAAAUUAUCAUGCUGAAAUUAUGCUUCAUAUUUUAAAUAUUUUUUCUAUGAGGCCUCGCUACUUGCAAGAGGAGGGAAUGGGGAGCAAGAGCAGAUUAAAAUGCACACUUUUAUUAUCUAAAAGAGCUAAUAGAUUUGCUUUUCAGUGUUGGAUAUAGCUGGAGGUAAACUGCAUUUAUUAGAUGCUUGUAUUUUUCCUUCUUCAGCACUGGAGCUAUUCUUAGUGAUUACUUCUAGUUUCAGGUAGUAUUUACUGUAUGCACGUUGUUCAUGAUGGAAUGCUGUUAUUAUUUAUUAUGUGGUAAUAUUUGGAAUCAAAGAGCAAGUUGGACUGCAGCAGCAUGUCUGUAAAAUACACUUAGGUAUUUCUGUGUUGGUUCAUAGUCCCUUGCAAUCCACACUUGGGAGUUUGUUUUAAUCAUAAAGAACAAAGCCUUUCAAGUGAUACCUGGAGCAGGGUGGGCAGCACCUUCACAAAAUGGCUCAUAGUGAUUAAUAGCUGACAAAUUGUUCAGUCUUGCUCUUGAAUUCCGUGUUCUCAUUUCUAUAAAUUCAAAUAUGAGCACAACAAAAAGCAGAAUUUAGGAACUAAAUAGAAGUAAAUUUGUGUAGUUUCACCAUAUUAGGCAUUUCACAGAAUGUAAUUGGGAAGUGAAACGUGGGGACAUGCAAAUAGUGAAGAAAACAGACUACACAGAUCACAAGAAACAGAAAUCACAAGCAGUGCUAUUAAUUUCAUUUCAAGUAACUCAGUUAUUGUGGUGGGAUCUUCACAGAAACAGGAUGAGGACUCACUGCUGUAUUUCUUUGUUUAAAGUGCAGAUCACAUUGAGGUCAUCUUGUGGAAUCUUCUGAAAAAACAAGAGUAAUAGGAAGAAAAUGUUUAAUAAAAGUAUCUUCUCUACCCAGUCAAACUGAAACAGGGAAGGUUCAUUGGAGCCAUGUGGUUAUGGUAUUAUUGAGAUUCCAUAAUGCCUCCUGCCGUGACAGACAGCCUUGACAUCUGGGCAGUGGAUUCACAGAUUGGUGCUGAUGGCUCAAUAUCUGUGGACUUCCUGUUGCCCACUGGAAUCUACAUCAACCUGGACGUCCCUCGAGAUGCCACCAUAUCUCAGAUUAAACAGCUGUUAUGGAAGCAGGCACAUUCCUACCCACUCUUUCAUCUCCUCAUGGAGAUUGACUCUUACAUGUUCUCAUGUGUGAAUCAGACUGCUGUACAUGAAGAAUUAGAGGAUGAAACACGGAGGCUUUGUGAUGUUAGACCCUUUCUUCCUGUCCUUAAACUGGUGACAAGGAACUGUGAUCCAGGAGAAAAGUUGGAUUCCAAAAUAGGUGUCCUUAUAGGCAAAGGUCUCCAUGAGUUUGAUGCCUUACAAGAUCCUGAAGUGAAUGACUUCCGAGCUAAAAUGAGGAGAAUCAGUGAGGAAAAGAUUCAGUCGCUUGUGGGUCUCUCCUGGAUGGACUGGUUAAAGCACACUUACCCACCAGAGCAGGAGCCUGUUAUCCCAGAGAGCUUCCAAGAUAAGCUGUACAGUGGAAACCUUGUUGUGGCUGUUCAUUUUGAUAACUGCCAGGAUGUAUUUAGUUUCCAGGUGUCUCCUAACAUGAAUCCCAUCAAGCUGAAUGAGCUGGCAAUCCGAAAACGUUUGACUAUCCAUGGAAAAGAAGAUGAGGAGGUUGAUCCUGCUGAUUAUGUGCUGCAAGUUAGUGGAAGGCUGGAAUAUGUCUUUGGUGACCACCCAUUAAUUCAGUUCCAGUACAUCCGCAACUGUGUGAUGAGCAGGACCCUUCCCCAGCUGACCCUGGUGGAGUGCUGCACCAUAAAGAAGAUGUGUGAGCAGGAGAUGAUUGCCAUAGAAGCUGCCAUAAACCGAAAAUCCUCCAACCUUCCUCUUCCUCUGCCACCAAAAAAAACAAGAGCAACUACUAGUGUGUGGGAUAUUUCCAACCCUUUCAAGAUUAUUCUAUUAAAGGGCAAUAAACUAAACACAGAAGAAAAUGCCAAAGUUCAUGUUAGGGCUGGUCUUUUCCAUGGCACAGAGCUCCUUUGUAAAACAAUUGUGAGCACAGAAAUAUCUGGGAGAAGUGACCACGUUUGGAAUGAAGUGCUGGAGUUUGAAAUCAAUGUCUGUGAUCUGCCAAGGAUGGCAAGGCUCUGCUUUGCUGUUUAUGCUGUCAUGGACAAGAUGAAAACUAAAAAGUCCACCAAGGCAAUGAAUCCUUCCAAAUACCAAACCAUUAGGAAAGCAGGAAAAGUGCAUUACCCUGUAGCCUGGGUAAAUACCAUGGUGUUUGAUUAUAAAGGACACUUGAGGAAUGGAGAACUGGUACUGCACAGCUGGUCAUCAUUUCCUGAUGAACUUGAAGAAAUGUUGAAUCCCAUGGGAACCGUCCAGACCAACCCUUACACUGAAAAUGCAACAGCUUUGCACAUUAGAUUUCAGGAAUAUUCAAAACAGCCUGUUAAUUACCCUCCCUUUGAUAAGAUACUUGAAAAGGCAGCUGAGAUUGCAAGAAACAGUGACAAUGCUGCAAUGGCGGGUCGAGGUGGUAAGAAGUUUUAUGUUGUGCUAAAAGAUAUAAUGGAAAGAGAUCCUUUAUCUCAGCUUUGUGAAAAUGAAAUGGAUCUCAUUUGGACUUUGCGAUAUGACUGUCGUGAAAAUUUCCCACAAUCGUUGCCAAAACUGCUGCUCUCUUUAAAGUGGAACAAACUUGAAGAUGUUGCUCAGCUCCAGGCCCUCCUGCAGAUCUGGCCCAAGCUGCUGCCCAGGGAGGCUUUGGAGCUGCUGGAUUUCAACUACCCCGACCAGUACGUCAGGGAAUAUGCAGUGGGGUGUUUGAGGCAGAUGAGUGAUGAAGAGCUCUCUCAGUAUCUUCUCCAACUUGUGCAAGUCCUGAAGUAUGAGCCUUUUCUGGAUUGUGCACUCUCCAGGUUUCUCCUGGAAAGAGCGCUUGGCAAUCGGAGAAUAGGACAGAUGUUGUUCUGGCACCUGAGGUCGGAGGUUCACAUCCCCGCCGUGUCGGUGCAGUUCGGGCUGAUCCUGGAGGCUUAUUGCAGGGGCAGCGUGGCUCACAUGAAGGUGCUGGCUAAACAGGUGGAAGCCCUCAAUAAAAUGAAGACUUUAAAUAGUCUAAUUAAGCUGAAUGCCAUGAAGCAGAGCAAAGCAAAAGGCAAAGAUGCAAUGCAUACGUGUUUGAAACAAAAUGCUUACAGAGAAGCACUUUCUGACCUCCAGUCUCCUCUGAAUCCUUCUGUUAUACUCUCAGAGCUGCAUGUUGAGAAGUGUAGAUAUAUGGAUUCUAAAAUGAAGCCUCUCUGGAUAGUGUACAACAACAAAAUGUUUGGGGGAGAUCUUGUAGGGAUCAUCUUUAAAAAUGGUGAUGAUCUCCGGCAGGACAUGCUGACGCUGCAGAUCCUGCGCUUGAUGGACAUUCUGUGGAAAGAGGCUGGCCUGGACCUCCGGAUAUUGCCCUAUGGCUGUUUAGCAACUGGAGAUCACUCUGGCCUCAUUGAGGCUGUUUCUAGCUCAGAAACCAUUGCUGACAUUCAGUUAAACAGCAGCAACGUUGCUGCAGCUGCUGCCUUCAACAAGGACGCGCUCUUGAACUGGCUGAAGGAGUACAAUUUAGGAGAGGACUUGGAUCGAGCCAUUGAAGAAUUUACUCUGUCUUGUGCUGGCUACUGUGUAGCUACGUAUGUGCUGGGAAUUGGUGACAGACACAGUGACAAUAUCAUGGUCAGGAAAAAUGGGCAGCUUUUUCACAUCGAUUUUGGGCAUAUUCUUGGAAACUUCAAGUCCAAGUUUGGAAUUAAAAGGGAACGGGUACCUUUCAUACUCACCUAUGAUUUCAUUCAUGUUAUUCAACAAGGAAAAACAGGGAACACUGAAAAAUUUGGUCGGUUCCGGCAGUACUGUGAGGAAGCCUACCUGAUCCUGCGCAAGCACGGCAACCUAUUUAUUACCCUCUUUGCACUGAUGCUGACUGCAGGGCUGCCAGAGCUCACCUCUGUCAAGGACAUCCAGUAUCUCAAGGACUCCCUGGCCUUAGGGAAGAGUGAGGAAGAAGCACUAAAACAGUUCAAGCAAAAGUUUGAUGAAGCUCUGCGGGAAAGUUGGACUACUAAAGUGAACUGGAUGGCUCACACUGUCAGAAAGGAUUACAGGUCCUAG
This is a messenger RNA of Motacilla alba alba, 11229 nucleotides long. It is a transcript of the gene PIK3CB, whose product is annotated as phosphatidylinositol-4,5-bisphosphate 3-kinase catalytic subunit beta. Gene Ontology annotation, molecular function: 1-phosphatidylinositol-4-phosphate 3-kinase activity; 1-phosphatidylinositol-3-kinase activity. Gene Ontology annotation, biological process: cell migration; phosphatidylinositol-3-phosphate biosynthetic process; phosphatidylinositol-mediated signaling. Lineage: Eukaryota; Metazoa; Chordata; Aves; Passeriformes; Motacillidae. Gene Ontology annotation, cellular component: plasma membrane; phosphatidylinositol 3-kinase complex; cytoplasm. The record is from RefSeq and is a predicted model, not a curated record. The coding region runs from base 8029 to 11229 and encodes 1066 amino acids. The transcript is spliced from 24 exons.